AUGUCCCGGACCUGGUUCCUAUGGGCUGCUAUUUGGGCUCUCCUGGCUACUACCACAGCUCAGCGCAGGUUCAGUGGCCGGAACAACAGAUGGGGACAAAACGGGAGCGGGAGAUACUCUGCGUACAAGACUUGGAACUCCAGCCUUUACCCCCGAUGGAGAGAAGGAGAUCCCAGGCAGGGAAAUUGCUGGCGAGGUGGCAAUGUGACAGUUGAUAUCAGCAACGAUGCCCCAACUUUAACAAGUGCCAAAAUAACAUUCGGGAUUGCUUUGCGCUUUCCCAGGAAUCAAACUGUGCUGCCAGAUGGACGUGUAGUAUGGAGCCAGAACUGCAUCAUAAACGGCACCCGUAUGAGAAAAGGGGAUCCUGUUUUCCCAGAUCAGGAGGAUGAUACUUCCGAUUAUGUGUUUCCUGAUGGACAUCCCUUCUCCCCAAGCGAUCGCCGGCCUGGCAAGUUUGUUUUUGUCUGGCAGACAUGGGGGCGAUAUUGGCAAGUGGUAGGUGGUCCCACCUCCUCAUUGACUAUUGAAACAGCUAAUGUAGCUUUGGGCUCCUAUACCAUGAAUGUGGCAGUCUAUCAUUACCGGGGACGUGAGAAAUUCAUCCCUAUUGGUGGUACUUCCUCACAGUUCAGCAUCACAGACCAGAUCCCGUUCCAAGUGAACAUUGCACAACUUCUUGAUACCGAUGGGACAGAUAGUCGUUUUGUGCGAAACCGAGCCAUCUCCUUUGCUGUGCAGCUCCAUGAUCCUAGUCAAUACCUCCAUGAGGCUGACAUCUCCUACUCCUGGGAUUUUGGUGACCAAAGCGGGACCCUGAUUUCUCGGGCAACCAUGGUCACUCACACCUACCUUUCUGCUGGUACCUUCAGCCCUCGUGUGGUGGUUCAGGCUGCCAUUCCUGUGGCCUCAUGUGGAGGCAGUACUUCAGAAGACCCAUUCGUCAUGCCCACAACCCUCAGGCCCACCACCACUCUGAGUGGAACAACUGUUCAAGCUUCCAGUGUGUUUUCCACCAUAAAUAGCAUUACUGGGGCAAGCACUGAAGAGGAUCUGACUUCUGUCCCAGCUUCUGCGACGUCAGUCCUUUCCACUGUAUCGUCAGCAGUAACUGAAGGGGCAACGUCUAUAGCCACAGUUCCUGCCACAAAUGUAAGUGCUGGGCCUGAAGGAGCGGAUUUAGCGGCUGCUUCUGUGGAACCUGCAGUUGUUGCAUCAUCCGAGGCAACUGAAGAUAGCGCAGACACUGAGGCUAUAACCAUUGCCGUGUCUGCAUCUCUCCCAAAUACCAUGGCACUGGCAUCUACCGCAGCAUCUGAAUCUCCACCAGGCUCUGUUGCUCCAGGUUCUUCAUCUACAAUAGUACCUGAGAAUGACCCAGGAACACCGGAACCAACUGUUUUGUCCCCCAUUGCAUCUACAACUAUCUUUUCAGAUACCUCUGAAGACACAGCAGCCAUCAAUCCAGUGGAUUCAGUUAUGCCUGCCACAGAAACAGUCGCAGAAGAUGCAGUCCAGCUUCUGGUGAAACGCCAGGCACCCACUGGAUGCCUCCUCUAUCGUUAUGGAACCUUUGCCACUAAUCUGGACAUCAUCCAGGGCAUCGAGAGUGUGGAAAUUGUGCAGGUAAUGCCGCUGACGCCCGCUAUUGCUGAGAAUGCAGUAGAUCUUACUGUGACGUGCCAGGGAAGCCUCCCUGAAGAAGUCUGCACAACUAUCUCAGAUCCUGAUUGUGUGAUAGUCCAAGAGAGUAUAUGCAACCCUGUUCAGCCAAGCCCAGACUGCCAGUUUGUUUUGCGCCAGGCCUUCAACCAAUCUGGCCUCUAUUGCGUCAACAUCUCACUGGCUGAUGCCAACACCUUAGCUGUUGCCAGCACCCAAGUCAGCAUCCAGACAGAAAGAAAUCAAGCUUCAGCCCAAAUUACAUUUGUAGUUGGAAUGCUGCUGGUUAUUGCUGCCGUGGGAACCGCUAUCUAUACCUAUCGGCAUUUGAGACACAUCCCUCUACGGGCCAUGAUGUCUGCUGGUGCUUCUCCAAGGAACUGGUUUCCUGACCGCACAGCUGUACGCCUCUUCCUUGGCCAGGCAUUUGGCCGGCGGGCCAGUGGGGAAAGCAGCCCCUUGCUCAGUGGCAACGUCAUCUAAGUGGAAGUCAA
Molecule: messenger RNA, 2156 nt
Organism: Protobothrops mucrosquamatus (brown spotted pit viper)
Lineage: Eukaryota; Metazoa; Chordata; Lepidosauria; Squamata; Viperidae
Gene: PMEL
Product: premelanosome protein
Exons: 12
Coding region: 1-2145 (714 amino acids)
Biological process (GO): melanosome organization
Cellular component (GO): melanosome
Source: RefSeq, a predicted model, not a curated record